CACGGAUCUUAUAACCAAACUGAUAACUACACUCGCUUGAACGGAUCGGUAAAUACCAACCCAAAAUACCAUUUCCAUUUGGUUAUCCGCUUGAAUUUGAUUUUUGUUUUAGUUUUUUGUAUGCUACAGACAUUCGUCGAACUGUCCCGAGUAUGGAGGCGUUUUUCUGCGUCAUAUUUGUUCUAUCACUGCAAAAACAUGGCGACAAAAGUCAUUCGUGUUGCCGAUUAAUAUGCAUAUGCUUUAAGCGUUCUUUCAGUAUCUUCAACAUUUUUGUCUUCAACCACCCCUCCUCCGUGAGUUUAACCUACUUUCUCUAAUCUUCCUGACAUAAACAAAGAUGUUGUGAUGUGUUUCAAAUAAUUUUGUCAAAAUGGAAACAGUGCAAAAGCUCAAGAAAAAAGGGAAGUCUGAUGGUGAAGAAGAAAAAGCACCAGUGUUAAUCCGAAAUUCUACGGAUUUGCAACGUAUGAAACUUGAAAAGCUCAUGAAGAAUCCUGAGAAACCAGUGAUAAUACCAGAGAGACCAAAAGAACGAGGAAUGCCGAAUGUUCCAGAUUUUGUUAGAAAUGUCAUGGGAUCUAGUGCUGGGGCAGGUUCAGGGGAAUUCCAUGUUUAUCGACACUUGAGACGUAAGGAAUUUGCUCGCCAGAAGUACAUGCAGGAACGAGCUGAGAAGGAAAAGCUUCAGGAGGAAUACCAUAUAAAGUUACAGGAGAAUAAAAGGCGGGCAGAGGAAAGGACUGCAAAGAAGAGAUUGAAGAGGUUGAAAAAGAAACAAAAACAAAAAAAGAAGAUAAAGUGUAAUGAAAAUAAAACUAAGCUGAAUGAAUCAUCUUCAGAAAUAAGCGAGAGCUCUGAUGAAGAAAAAUCUGUUUCAUCUAGUGCAGAUGCUGGUGGUAGUAGUACAGUACAAGAUUUUUAUAAUAGUGCACCGUCAGACUCGGAUUAUGUAGGCCAGAAGGUAGACAAACUAAAGGAAACCACUGAUACAGUCACAGACAUUUCUAAUGCAGGUUCAGGUUCUAUAUCAGAUUGUCAAGUUGAGAUAACAAAUACAAAUAAUGUACCAUGUGUUGAUAAGGCAGAUAGAAAGUGAAUAACUUUGUGUUGAGCUAUAAGUCACAUUUUAAAACAGGCUCAGUAGAGAUUUUUUCGCAAGAUCCCUUAGUGAACGGAGCGGGAAAAGAUGGAAAUUCCCCUUCCUUUCGAAGUUUUGACAGGUUCAAGUUACACCGGGAGUGGUUAGAUGGCGCAUGUUGCGCAAAAUGUUUGCUUUAAGCUUCUUGGUAAAACUAGCUGCCUUCUUUGAAUCUGAAAUAAACAGACCCAUCGUUUUUUGUGCAAUGUACAAAUAUAUCAAUAAAAUCAACCAUUUGAUAUGACAAGUCCGGCUCCUAUAUCUUCGAUGACCUCCCACGUCAUUUAAAAUCAGGUGGACGUGUUCCUCCAUUUAUGAUUUAAUAAUUUAACUCAAUUUUUGGCACUGCACAGACAAAUUUUUAAUUGAGAUGUCUGAUUUUUAAAUGACUUUGACAUAAGAUCUGUCACUCGCUAGUACCUCACCGACGUUAGGCAGUUACCCGUCUUCCUCUAUUCCCGUUCUUCGCGAAAAUUUGAGUAUUAGGUCCCGGUAGUGCACUGUGCUAUACCGUGAACUCGCGAAAAAAUCCGUUUUUAAUAUUUUUUUCCAUUAUUUUACUUCUCACGCCUACUUGGGAGGAAAAAAUCGAAAUUGAGAUAUUGUUUUUUUGGAUGUUAUAUGACGUGUACUUCUCGAAAAAACAUGUUACACAUUUCCAUCAGUCUGUCUGUCGAUCUGUCCGCAAAUCCUUGGUCUAUAACUUGAAAAGCACUGUGGUGUGUUUGCAAAUCACUUGUAAUAUAAUACCGUACACAGUAAUGGAAUGUAGAUUGACAGAUGAAAUGUUGCUAUGUGAACCUAUUUUUAGAACGCCUAAACUCAUGUAAUGUCACUUGAUGACAGCAGACUAAUUUCGAACAACUUUUUCUGGGACUAUUGUAUUUGUUAUAAGAAACGCUGUGAUCACGGGGUAAAUCAUAGAAAAAAUAAGGUUUGCCAAUUUUUUUACUUUUUGAUAACCAAAAAAAGUAAUCAAUGCACCAUGAAAAUGACAAGUGACAGCACUCUUAUUCUCAAGGCUUUGGACACGGAAAGAAAAGCGCACUUUUGACGUUUCAGAACGAUUACUUUGUUAUAAUUCUGGACGCAUGGAACAUGUACGUACGUCAAACCAUUUACGAACUCAGCCCUGGUGGGAUGAAAUUUUUAGACAAAGUUACUACUAUGCCAAGGACAAAAAGCCAAAGACUAAAGAAAUACAAAUUGGUCAAACCUCGUUUUUUUGACGUUUCAGAUGAUCCUGAGCUGCUUUCCGGUGGUUUUUGGUUUGAGAGUGAUACACUUCCGAACUGCUCCAAGAGCAAUGCAUGAGAAUACAAUGUGCACUGGGACGAUAUUGGUGUUGAUCGCUACUGAGUUACUCAGAGUAACUCGACGGGGAAAGCAGCUCUGAAUAUUUUUUUUUUUUGGUAAAGCAGUUGAUAAAACCUACGUCUUUUUGAUGCAAUUGCACCACAUGGAAAAUUGUUCUGUAAGUUGUUUCGAAGGCGUGGGAAGUAUAGAGUCAAUCUACUUGACGCCAUUUUUUAUAGAUGGUCAUUAUGAGUAUUAAAAAUAAUAAAAGCAACCUUAAUUAUUA
Messenger RNA from Acanthoscelides obtectus, 2723 nucleotides. The record is from the annotation of a GenBank genome assembly. Lineage: Eukaryota; Metazoa; Arthropoda; Insecta; Coleoptera; Chrysomelidae.